CAGGUAGAGCGAGCCUGCCUACCUAAUCCAACAGCCUGCCCCUCCCCUCUCUGUCCCGAUAGUUACCUAUACCUGCGAAGUGUAGCGUGGGGAGCAAGAGAAGGACAGACCAGCAGCCGAGAAACCGGAACCAGGUCGAGCCCGUCCAGCACGCAAUGGCAUCCCACUCCUUUAAGGGCCCCGCGCCACAGGAGCACGACGGCCGCGGCUUGCGCAUCGGCAUCGUGCACGCCCGCUGGAACAUCUCCGUCGUCGAGCCCCUCGUCAGGGGCACCAAGGAGAAGCUGCUCGAGUGCGGCGUCGCCGAGUCCGACAUCGUCAUCCAGUCCGUCCCGGGCUCCUGGGAGCUGCCCAUCGCCGUCCAACGGAUGUACGCAGCCUCGCAGAUCCAGUCGUCGCGGUCGAGCGGGGGCUCGUCGUCGGCGGGCGACCUGCUGGGCAGCUCGACGGCGGACCUGAGCGCGACGGCGGCGACGGCGGCGGCGACGACGACGCGGCGGCCCUUCGACGCCAUCGUGGCCGUCGGCGUGCUCGUCAAGGGCGAGACGAUGCACUUCGAGUACAUCGCCGACGCCGUCUCGCACGGCCUGAUGCGCGUCGGCCUCGACCUCGGCAUCCCCGUCGUCUUCGGCGUCCUCACCGUCCUCGACGAGCACCAGGCCCGCGCCCGCGCCGGCCUCACCGCCGGCCCCGGCUCCCACAACCACGGCCUCGACUGGGGCCUCGCCGCCGUCGAGCUCUCCGUCAAGCGCGGCGCCUGGGCCCAGGGCAGGAUCGAGUAAAAAGGGGGGAGGG
Molecule: messenger RNA, 795 nt
Organism: Durotheca rogersii
Lineage: Eukaryota; Fungi; Ascomycota; Sordariomycetes; Xylariales; Xylariaceae
Product: 6,7-dimethyl-8-ribityllumazine synthase
Exons: 2
Coding region: 156-782 (208 amino acids)
Biological process (GO): riboflavin biosynthetic process
Cellular component (GO): mitochondrial intermembrane space; intracellular anatomical structure; riboflavin synthase complex
Molecular function (GO): 6,7-dimethyl-8-ribityllumazine synthase activity
Source: RefSeq, a predicted model, not a curated record